AUGGCCGUCGCUGGCGCCCAACGGAAGCAGGUACUGAAAGUGCUCAUGCUCUCACUAUUGAUAGAUCUGAUCUCCUUCACAUUCAUCCUGCCUCUCUUCCCAUCCUUGUUAUCGUUCUACCGCGCCCAAGACCCAUCCCCAGACUCCCUUCUCAACCGCAUUUUCCACUACUUAAACGCCUACAAGAACUCCUUCGCGCGCCCCAUUGACUCCCGCUAUGAUAUCGUCCUACUAGGCGGAGCCCUGGGAUCAAUGUUCUCUCUCCUCCAAGCCUUCACGGCCCCCGUCAUCGGUGGACUAUCAGAUCGGUACGGCCGGCGUCGCGCCCUUCUUAUCUCCAUGCUGGGCAACCUGAUGAGCGUGGUCCUCUGGGUCUCCGCAACCGACUUCCGCACCUUCCUCGCGAGUCGAAUUGUCGGCGGCUUGAGCGAGGCAAAUGUCCAAAUGGCCAAUGCCAUCGUCGCGGAUAUCACGGACGCCGAGCACCGCGGUUCGUCCAUGGCUUUGGUGGGGGUAUGCUUUAGUGUUGCGUUUACGUUCGGACCGAUGCUGGGCGCCGGCUUGAGUACUAUUGACCUCGUUUCGGAAAAUCCGUUCAUUGUAGCUGCCAUUGUCUCGCUGGUGCUUAUCUUCGUGGAGACGAUUUAUCUUUGGGCUUGUUUGCCUGAGACGCAUCCCAGGUUGACGACGCUUCCGAGGGAGAUCAGUACCGAGAAGAGUCACGAGAAGAGUGAUACGUCCAGUGCGAAGAGUGGAAAGAAAACUCUUGUGCCCGUUAAGCGCCCUCAUACAAAUAACCCGGCCCUUCUCAAUGCCCUGCAUUUCCUCUUCCUGCUCCCGUUCUCCGGGCUGGAAUUCUCCCUCCUCCCCUUCUUGACUACCACCCUCUACGCGGGAACAGCGACGACAGCCAGUCCGGCUGCUCUCAACGGCCGUCUUCUGUCCUUGAUGGGCUUGGUCGCCUCGCUCCUCCAAGGCACAGUCGUGCGCCGUCUUCCCCCGCUGGUGACCCUGCGCGCGGGUGUCAUCGCUUGCGCGAUCUCAUUCUUCUGCCUUGCUCACGUUACUUCGCCCUCGGGUCUCUAUGCUGCUGGUGCUUUGCUGGCUGUGACUACUGCGACGGUGGUCACCGGGCUGAACAGCUUGGGCAGUUUUGAGGCACAGGAUGCGGAUCGUGGCGCUGUGAUGGGUCGUUUGAGAGGAUGGGGCCAGGCUGGUCGGGCGACUGGUCCUGUUCUGUUCUGUUCUUUGUUCUGGUGGGCUGGUCGCGAGGUUGCCUACACCGCUGGCGGGAUGGCUAUGUGUGUUGUUGCUAUUGCGGCCUUUGGGUUGUUGAAGUCACCUGUGGUGCAUAAAAAGACUGAGUGA
This is a messenger RNA of Penicillium soppii, 1368 nucleotides long. RefSeq names its product putative tetracycline transporter. The transcript is spliced from 2 exons. Lineage: Eukaryota; Fungi; Ascomycota; Eurotiomycetes; Eurotiales; Aspergillaceae. The record is from RefSeq and is a predicted model, not a curated record. Gene Ontology annotation, biological process: transmembrane transport. Gene Ontology annotation, cellular component: brush border membrane. The coding region runs from base 1 to 1368 and encodes 455 amino acids. Gene Ontology annotation, molecular function: transmembrane transporter activity.